AUGGCGGCCCCCAGUCGCAGUGGGGCUCUUCUCCUUCGGAGCGCGUUAGGGUGCUGGCAGCUGGGCCCCGGCUCUGCCGCGGAGUGGGUGACUCGGCUUCCUUCUCCCCGGGGUUGUGGGCAGCGGUGUGUGUCCCGUGUCACGGGUACCGCUCUCUCAACUCCCCACGCACCGCCGGCUUGUCGCCGUUAUGGUUCCCGCUCAGCUCUGGACCGCUUCUUAGGGAUUACUCAGCCGGACAGUUCUUUGGCUCCUCCCGUCCCUGCCGUGUCCACAAACAGAGGUGAACAGGAUCUCCUUGUGGUCCAUCCCCCUGACAUGCCUGAGAAUUCCCAGGUCCUCCGAGUAGUCCUCCUAGGUGCCCCAAAUGCUGGGAAGUCGACAUUAUCCAACCACCUGCUGGGCCGAAAAGUGUUCCCAGUGUCCAAGAAGGUGCAUACCACUCGAUGCCAAGCUCUGGGAGUCAUCACAGAGAAGGAGACUCAGGUGAUCCUUCUGGACACACCUGGCCUCAUCAACCCCGUUAAACAGAAAAGGCACAACCUGGAAUCCUCUUUGUUGGAAGACCCAUGGAAGAGCAUGGAAUCUGCUGAUCUGGUUGUGGUUCUUGUGGAUGUCUCAGACAAGUGGACUCGAAGCCAGCUUAGUCCCCAGCUGCUCCAGUGUUUGACUCAGUUUUCCCACAUCCCCAGCAUCCUUGUCAUGAACAAGGUAGAUUGCCUGAAGCAGAAGUCAGACCUCCUGGAACUCACAGCAGCUCUCACUAAUGGUGUGGUCAAUGGCAAGAAGCUCCAGAUAAAGCAAGCCUUCCGCUCAGGCACACGUUGUCCCACCCCAGUGAUGAAAAACCCAGCCCCAGAGUCUGUGGAAGGCCCUCAGAGGACUGGCUGGCCCCACUUCCAGGAGAUCUUCAUGUUGUCAGCCCUGAGCCAAGAGGAUGUGCAAACACUGAAGCAGUACCUUCUGUCUCAGGCCCACCCAGGGCCCUGGGAGUUCCACAGUGGAGUCCUUACUAGCCAGACGCCUGAAGAGAUAUGUGCCAACUUCAUCCGGGAGAAGCUUCUAGAACAUCUGCCCAAGGAGGUGCCCUACAGUGUGCAGCAGAGGACCAUAAUGUGGGAGGAAGGACCCAGUGGGGAGCUAGUGAUAGUGCAGAACCUUCUGGUGCCUAAAGAAUCUCAUGUGAGGCUCCUGAUAGGGGCAAAGGGGCAGCUGAUCUCCCAGAUUGCACAGGAGGUGUCCCAGGACCUUAUGGAUGUCUUUCUCUGCAAUGUUCAGCUGCGUCUAACUGUGAAGCUCCUCAAGUGAGUGUCCUCUACUACUGCCUUCCUGAAGGAUCUCAGCCCUAACUGACUCCUGCUGGCCUGGGCUUUUUGCUCAGUCUACCCAGCAGUGUCUCCUGGUAGAGGAAGUAAUGCACCUUAGCUCAGACCCCAGAAUUUCCCCCUUUGGGUCCCCACU
Messenger RNA from Suncus etruscus (white-toothed pygmy shrew), 1461 nucleotides. RefSeq names its product Era like 12S mitochondrial rRNA chaperone 1 (gene ERAL1). Gene Ontology annotation, cellular component: mitochondrial matrix. The coding region runs from base 1 to 1308 and encodes 435 amino acids. Gene Ontology annotation, biological process: ribosomal small subunit assembly. The transcript has 10 exons. The record is from RefSeq and is a predicted model, not a curated record. Gene Ontology annotation, molecular function: ribosomal small subunit binding; rRNA binding; GTP binding. NCBI's taxonomy places the organism in Eukaryota, Metazoa, Chordata, Mammalia, Eulipotyphla, Soricidae.